This is a messenger RNA of Drosophila persimilis, 1710 nucleotides long. Its product is annotated as mitochondrial import receptor subunit TOM70. The record is from RefSeq and is a predicted model, not a curated record. Gene Ontology annotation, molecular function: protein binding. Lineage: Eukaryota; Metazoa; Arthropoda; Insecta; Diptera; Drosophilidae. Bases 1 to 1710 code for a protein of 569 amino acids. The transcript has a single exon.
AUGGAUAUGACACUUCAUAAAUGGCAGCUGGGGCUCAUUGUUGGCACGCCCGUGGUCUACGGCAUUGGAAAAUAUUUGGUCAAGAAGAUGAUCACGCCGCGCCCCAAGGCUGGGGCUAAGGCCGAGGAAGAAGAACAGCCGCCUCCAGACGAGGGACCCGAUGCAUCUGCCAUUCUGGCUGAAAACAACCCACUGGAGGCCUCUGUGGAGACGUUUGGGCCCAAAGACGGUGCCGGCGAUAGCAGUGACCUGGAAUAUAGACACCUUGUCGCUGAUGUCGGCGACUAUGGCAUGGCCAUGGAGACGGAGAUUAGGAAACAUUGCCAGGGCAUGUCUGUCCUGUAUCAGAACCGCGCCGUCUGGCAUGUGGUGCUCAAGCACUGGGACAAGGUGAAGGAGGACUCCGCCAAGGCGCUGGAGUACGACUGUCGCAACGGCAUGGCGUACUUGAGUCGGGCCCGUGCCUACGACGCCACCGGGGAGCUGCAGGAGUGCUUGAACGAUCUUGAGGCGGCCCGCGCCCUGUUCCGCGUUUCGUCGAUCGCCAAUGGGAGCCCCGAAUACGAGAGCAUCCAAACGUUCUGGAAGCGUGUCCUCCUGCAGGGGGCACGUGCCGAUGCCAAGAAGAUAAUGCGCCAACGAGGUCCACUGUUUCCCUCAAAGGUCCGCAUCAACUCAUAUAUGCAGGCCUUUAUCGCAGAUCCGUUGAUGAAGCUGAGCUUCCCUCGACCGGUGACGGAGAAUGAAGUUCUGCGCGGGUUCCCUCGUGCUCUCUGGGCUUUCCGUGAGGAGCGUUUUGAGGACGUCAUCCCGGCCUGCACCGAGGAAAUUGAUACAUUGGAGUCCCAGUACAAGACGGAAGCCCGGCUCAUGCGCGGCACCUUCCAUCUGCUGUCCGGCUCCUUCUACGAGUGCCACCAGGACUUCGAAGCAGUGAUCGGCGAUGCCAAGGCGAACAACGAAUUGCGUGCCUAUGCGUUAAUUCGGAGUGCUGCCCUCUGUUUUCAGCUAAGGAGACAGAACAAGGCCAUGGAUGCUUUUGAGCAGGCUGAGCGGCUGGUUCGCGACAAUCCCGAUGUCUAUCACCAACGUGGCCUCAUCCUGAGCAAGCUGCAGCACUAUGAGGUAGCCUUGAUGGACUUCGAAAUGGCAGCGCGUCUGGCCCCCGGCCACGUCAGUCCCCUGGUCCUCAAGCACUUUACCGAGUACCAUCUCUCGAGCCUCGAAAACGACCCUCAACGCAUGGAGACGGCGCUCAAAAAGCUUGGCGAGGUCCCAUUGGCGCAUCCGAAUAGUAUCGAUGCCUACAUGAUGAGGGGCAGCCUGCUGGCCAGACGGAAAGAUUUCGUUGAAGCCCUGCUGUGCUUUGAGCGGGCUACAGAGCUGGCGCCCAAGAAUCCCGUUCUGAUGGUCAACCGUGCGAUCUUGGAGCUGAAGCGGCAUGGCAAUGCCGAGCUGGUUCUCCCGAUGCUCUAUGAGGCCAUCGAGCUGGAUCCGAGGUGCCACAUGACAUAUCCAAUCCUGGUCACUCUGGAGAUCAAGCGGAAUAAUCCCGAAAAGGCCAUCGAGCUCUUGAACCAGUCCUGUCUCCAUACCGGGACCUACAACGAGGUCCUGCACGCCUGCUCAAUGCGCAAUGCGUUGAUGGCGCGCACUGUUGCCAGGAAGAAUUUGGGCAUUGACUGCGACCCUUCCAAGACCACAGUUUAA